This is a messenger RNA of Solanum verrucosum, 576 nucleotides long. RefSeq lists its product as uncharacterized. Lineage: Eukaryota; Viridiplantae; Streptophyta; Magnoliopsida; Solanales; Solanaceae. The coding region runs from base 133 to 372 and encodes 79 amino acids. Gene Ontology annotation, biological process: mitochondrial translation. Gene Ontology annotation, molecular function: structural constituent of ribosome. The transcript has 3 exons. The record is from RefSeq and is a predicted model, not a curated record.
UUAAGGCCCAUUUUGAAAUUUACACACUGAGUUUCUACUUUCUUCUCCCUCGGUCGCGAACCUUCUCCAUCUCCUCUGUGGCGAAUAUCUUUUUCUCCGGCGAUCGAUUUGGAGUUUUUGAACUGCUGAAGGAUGGGCCGCAAAGCCGGUACCUUAUUCAUAAACCCGAAGAACUUUGGAAGUCUCCAAAAACCUUGCGUGAAGGAUAUAGUCACAUUUCUUAAUUGUUUGACUCUAAAUCAUAACAAGGACGAUAAAUGCAGCAGGCAAAAAUCACUUUUAAGUGCAUGCAUGGAGGCUCAGGGCAAAAACAGAAAGCCUUGGGGUAGCAUUAAUUAUCACCUCCAAAGGCUUAACAGGGGAAGAAGGUAGUUUGUAUCAAAUUGCUUGUGUACAACAUAAGCUACAGUAUUGUGCUUUGGUGUGUAAUUUUAGCAUGCAUUUGAACUCAAUAAAAAGCCUUACCAUGUCAUAGCUUUAGAGAGCUGGCUAUGACUAUGUUUCAAAACUUCCCCUUUUCUCUGGGGAAGUUUCAGUGAGUUGCUUCCGAUGAGCCAUCAAAUAGUGUAGGCAGGA